Molecule: messenger RNA, 956 nt
Organism: Lutzomyia longipalpis
Lineage: Eukaryota; Metazoa; Arthropoda; Insecta; Diptera; Psychodidae
Product: eukaryotic translation initiation factor 4E1-like
Exons: 3
Coding region: 107-790 (227 amino acids)
Biological process (GO): translational initiation
Cellular component (GO): cytoplasm; eukaryotic translation initiation factor 4F complex
Molecular function (GO): RNA 7-methylguanosine cap binding; translation initiation factor activity
Source: RefSeq, a predicted model, not a curated record
AAAUCCCUUCAGCGAAGUCAGCGCCUCUUGUGCAGUUUUGUUCUACUAAACUGUAAAGCUGUUUCGUGGAAUUUCUUGAAUUUUUCCUUAAAUUUUCACGUGAAUAAUGGCAGGAUCGGCAUCUGAUGAUGUUGUGACCACGAGUUCUGAGACAACGGAGGAGCGUGACGCAAAGAAGGAGGAGGUGGACGAGAAUGGAGCUGAUUCCUCAAGUGGUUCGGACAUGGUGCAGGAGAUUCAAAUGAAGCACCCACUGCAGCACACCUGGUGCUUGUGGUACAUGGAGAACAAUCGCACCAAGAAGUGGGAGGACUGCCUCGUUGAGAUUACCAGCGUGGAGAAUGUGGAGGACUUCUGGAGUCUCUACAAUCACAUCAAAUUGCUGUCUGAAAUGAAAUCCGGGACGGAUUUUAAUUUAUUCAAGAAGGGCAUCAAACCCAUGUGGGAGGAUCAAUUCAACAAGCGCGGUGGCAAGUGGAUGUUGACGCUGGAUAAGUAUCAGCGGCAUACGGAAUUCGAUCGUCUCUGGCUCGAUAUGCUCCUCUGCCUCAUUGGGGAGGUGUUUGACUAUCCAGAUGAGAUUUGCGGAGCUGUGGCCAGCAUACGUGGCAAGGGAGAUAAGAUCUGCGUCUGGACGAGAUCAAGUCAAAACAAGGCUGCCAAUUUGGCCAUUGGACACAACAUACGUGACCGCUUGAAGCUUCCGCCCAACAUGAAGAUCCAGUACGUGCUCCAUGAUACUUCCGCAACCAGCAAGCACGGGAAUGUUAAUGCAGUCUACGAAGUUUAAGAAAAAAACGGAGGGGCUCCCUUUGUUCCCCAACAAAACCUCCCUCAAUACUAUUCUUGAUCAUGGAAUUCUAUUUAACCGAUCUGGGAAAUUUCCCUCUCAUUUGCAAUCGAUAUCACACGAGCGUUUAAUUGAAUAUUGAAAUAUAAAUUUAAUAAUAAGUAAA